GACUCAAAAGAACGAUUACGUUCACGACUCGGCCAUUGCUGUUCUCCAACUCUAAACCCGCCGCAGGAAUGAGCAACGCUCGCCGAGCAGCGGAUACGCGGCCGUUCUAAACAAAUAGCCUGUUUUAAUCGUUCCUGCGGACGUUUAUGCAAAUUCGUAUGACUGACAAGUAUAUAUCACAUGCUAACGUGGGUCGUCAGUUCACUAACCUUAACAUGUAACAGAAUACUCGCUAGUCCCGGCUUGUGAAGCAGGAGUGAAGAGCAAUCAAUCACCGGACACCACCGUUAUUCGUGUUUGUACAGUACAGUGAGCGCUGCUGAGGCAGGGGAACCGCUGCGCUAAUGCUUCCCUGACCACACCGACUCAGCGCUGCUAUUUUAACGCGGUAUCUUGUUUUCGACCAAACAUCAGAUCAGGUUUUAUAGCGGGACAAGAUGUUGCAAGUGUUGAUUUGCGGCGUUGUGGUCUUCCCCGGUCUCUUCUUCACUUUUAGAAAAGUGCUUCCGUCCAUUUUCAAGCAGUGGACAGAUGCCGACGUCGUGCUGGUCAGCGAGAGGCUGGUGUCAUCUAUUCACGCUGUUAUGGCCACCGCAGCUGGAAUCAUCGUGGUGUCCUCGUGCAAAGGCAAUGUAAUUAUGGACCGACACUGGCUGACCACCUAUUUUGUCAUUUGGUAUGGCGUUCCCUACAUGUCAUAUGACAUCUUCGCCAUGUACCUCAGCCAUUACUAUCGCUUCCGGGUCAAAGGCCACAAGGACUAUAAAAGCCACUCUCUACGAACCGUCAACUCAUUUGUGAGGAAAGAGUUCCUGCUGGUCCUCCAUCACAUUGCACUACUCUCCAUUCUACUGCCUGUGACUCUGUUCUUCAGGAAAGACCAGGGUGAUUUCUUCAUUGGCUGUCUCUUCCUCACAGAGCUCAGCACUCCUUUUGUUUCAGUGGGCAAAAUCCUCAUUCAGCUGGGGUUGCAGGAAUGCUGGCUGCACAAGGUUAAUGGCGGCAUGGUGUUGCUUAGUUUCUUCUUGUUCCGCAUCGCACUCUUCCCCUACAUGUACUGGGCCUACGGCUCCCACUACGGCAUCCCCCUCUACAGUGUUCCCUUCCAUCUGCCGCACUCCGCCAACCUGGGCAACCUCUGCAUCCUGUCGCCGCAGGUCUACUGGUUCGUCCUUCUCUGCCGUAAAGGCUUCCGACUCUACAAGCGUCAGCGGGAUGCUCAGAACCAGGUCUCUCCGCUGUCCUCGCCCGAGCCUCUCUCAGAUAUCUCCAAGGCUGAUUAGUGAAGGUCUUUAUCUAAAACAAACAAUCAACCAACGUCACAGCUCAAGGCUACGGCACUGCAUCUACUACUGUUACAGUACAACCAAGACUUCAUGUUAGACAUACCCUUAUUGCUUCUCUUCAUUUUACUCUUCUCUGCUUUACUCCAUUCCACGCACACACUCACAUUUACAUGUUUGACCGUUACAAUGCCCACUCCACUGGAUUUACUGCAGUGACCUCCAGGGAACAUCUUUUAGGUCAGUUAUCGAGGGCCAAGACCCUCUCUUCCUUCUCUGAUUGAAGUAUCUGUUACAGUUUGGACUGAUGUCUUUAAAUGUAAUUGGAAUUAUGUGUUACUUUUUUGUUUUAGAAAUUCUUGUUUUAGAAAUUCUUGCCCCUGUGUGCUUAAAGUACAAAAAUACACUGGUUUAAAGGAGGGAAAUUAUUAUGUGAGUGGCACAGCCAUCAGUAUAAUGAAUUCAUCAGAUUAGUCCCACAGUAUUUCAGGUCACAUCCGAACAACUUUUCACAUCACUUCCCACUCGGCGCAAAGCUCCGAUCACAUGGUAAGCAUUUCCAUGGCUGCAGUGCUGCUGUUCUUGUUUACAG
This is a messenger RNA of Rhinichthys klamathensis goyatoka, 1875 nucleotides long. RefSeq names its product TLC domain containing 3A (gene tlcd3a). Gene Ontology annotation, cellular component: endoplasmic reticulum; membrane. NCBI's taxonomy places the organism in Eukaryota, Metazoa, Chordata, Actinopteri, Cypriniformes, Leuciscidae. The coding region runs from base 438 to 1283 and encodes 281 amino acids. Gene Ontology annotation, biological process: lipid homeostasis. The record is from RefSeq and is a predicted model, not a curated record. The transcript is spliced from 5 exons.